AUGCUAGGGCGCCUGGAAAUGGAUGUUGACGAAUGUAUUGAAGCUUAUCGUGAACUCAUGGAGUCUGUUUUCAGUGAAAAAUCUCGAAGAAUAGCUCUUGAUUGGUCGGGUAAUAUUAAAGCGCAGUAUGACUCGCAAAAGCUUCGAGCUGCUAUCGAAAAUGUCAUAGUUCGUGCAGGGGUAUCUCCCGAUGCCUUGAUGAAUGAUGGAAAUUCUCGACGCUGCAGGGUCUUUGUUUGCACCACAUCGAAAGAGACACUCGAAGUCACUCGCUUACGAAGUUAUGAUUCCCUCGACAAAAAUGCACCAUCACCUACCAUUUGCGAGGCCGCUUUGGCAACAUCAGCCGCCACACGGUUCUUCGAUCCAGUGUCAAUAGGUGACCGGCAAUUCGUCGAUGGAGCCUUCGGGGCAAACAAUCCGAUAGAAGAGGUGGAAGAGGAGGCUUGUGAUAUCUGGUGUUCAUCAAAGAGAAAUUUGCAAGACCUUGUGAAGUGUUUGAUCUCUGUGGGCACAGGUGUUGCUGGGAACCAAGCCUUGGACGAUAAUAUUGUGAAAUUUCUGUCAAAAACACUGGUCAGGAUGGCUACAAAGCCGGCAGGUGUGGAACGGAGGUUUAUGGCUCGGUGGAGACGCGAAUGCGAGGAGAAUCGUUGCUUUCGGUUCAACGUGGUACGAGCAAUGGAAGAUGUGCUCAUGACUGAUUACCAGAAGCGAAGUUUGAUUGAGACUGCUACGCAUGAUUAUCUCCAUCUUCCUCGUCAGAAGUCCGCUGUGGAUCAGUGUACACUUAACCUCGCUGGGAAGCGAGGUAAAACCGACUUUGAGUUUAAAACUUUAGUGGAAACGUAUAAACUUAGAGCGAUGCAGAUGCGGAUUGAGACUGAAGUAAAUGAAUCUAAUCACCAAGGAUCAGCACCCAAGCCUGCAAGCUGGGUUGUUCCAUUUGAUCGAAAUGACCACUAUGUGGAUGGUGACAUAAUGAGUCAUGUUUCAGAACGACUUUUGCACCAGUCGUCUGCGUCGAAGCUUGCUAUAUAUGGUCUUGGAGGUGUCGGGAAAACACAGAUUGCCCUUGAACUGGCAUACCGGGCCCAAGAGAGCGAUACCGACUGCUCCGUGUUUUGGGUUCCUGCCAUGAGCCCCGAAAGUAUUCACCAAGCUUACCUGGGUAUAUGUGAUAACUUAGGUCUCGGGGUGGCUUGCAAAGAGAAAAAUGAAGUUCUUCAAACCGUCCAAGAAUACUUCAGUCAUCAAAAAUCCGGUCGUUGGCUUCUUAUUUUUGAUAACGCGGACGACAUCGAAAUGUGGGGGAAAUCCUCUGAACCAGGCGUCAGGACCAACUUCCAACAAUUUCUGCCAGCGAAUUCUCUGGGACGUAUUCUUUUCACUACUCGCAGCACGAAAGUUGCGCUGGCGCUCGCACCCAACAAGAUGAUUCACAUCCCGGAAAUGGAUUUCAGCCGAGCCCAUCGCAUGAUGAAAAACCUGCUUGUUCGUCAAGAGCACUUGAAUGACGAGGAAAAAACACGCGAAAUGCUGGAAAAAUUAACCUAUCUCCCACUUGCGAUUGUGCAAGCUGCUGCUUUUAUCAAUCAGAAUGGAACAAGUAUCACCGAAUACAUUGCUCUCAUGGAUGGACAGGAGCAAGAUGCCAUCCUUCUGCUGAGUGAAGAUUUCGAAGAUAAAGGGAGAUAUAAGAGCAUAAGAAACCCGGUCGCUACAACAUGGCUCACAUCCUUCGAUCAAAUACUGAAAGAGAGCCCGUCUUCAUUCAAUGUUAUGGCUAUCAUGGCAUGUUUAAAUUCGCGCGGCAUUCCAAUAUCCUUAUUGCCAGACUUGAACAAGCUUGAACAACAGAAAACACUUGGGCUACUUGAGGCCUAUAGUUUGAUACGGUAUCAGCCUAAUCGACAACGAUUAGAUCUUCAUCGAUUGGUUCAUUUGGCUAUGCGUAACAACUUGAGGGUACAUGGAACUCUACAGCAGUGGGAGCAGUGGGUCAUGGGUAUUCUCGCCAAUAGAUUUCCACCAGCAGCUACCGUCCAUCAAAAUCUGUGGAGAGAAUACUGUCCUCAUGCCUUUCAUAUCUUGGAUCUUACCUCAUCCUACGGACCUUCAGAGGAUAGAGCAAGUUUGCAGUGGAAAAUCAUGACCUGUUUCAUACUGGACGGAAGGUUUACGGAUGGAAUCGCUUUGGCACACAAGGUAAUAAAAUACAGGAAAGAAAAGUUUGGUCCUGAAGAUGGAGAAACACUGAGAGCAGUCAGUGCUCUGUCAACCCUAUAUACAGGACAGGGUCUCCGGAAGGAAGCAGCAGAGUUGCAGUAUCAGGUGCUGCAAUCGAAUCUCAGAAUCUUCGGUCCCGAUAGCUUUGACGUCUGUUCUAGCUUAGGAACUCUUUGCAAUAUCCACUUGUUGCUGGGUAACGUGAGAAUUGCAGAAUGGUUGGGAACAGCCGCGCUCAAGUCCUUGUUAAAGCAGAAUGCGUUAGAGUGUCGAGAUGCUCGACUUAUAACUGCCAUGAUGAUUGAAGUCUACUUGAAGGAAGGUCGAUUAAAGAACGCUAUUCGACUUGCAGAGAAACUCCUUUCCGUGACCACUCGGGUUUGUGGAGCUGAGGAUCGGGAUACAUUUUUGGUACAGUUGAGCAUUUUGUGGAUCAAUGUUGAGCAGGGCCUCUUUAAAAAAGCUGCAGCCUUUGGCACGGACCAAUUGGCAAAAGUUGAGAUAUUGUUUGGGCAGGAGCAUCCAAUUACGAUUAGUUAUAUGCAGCUGCUUAUGCAAAUUUUUGGCCAUCAAGGUCGGAAUUUGGAAGCUGCCACACUGGCGAUCAAAUUGGCCCACAUGUUUGAACGCAUGUAUGGACCGGAGAAUAAGCUUGUCGAGGAGAGUUUUGAUCAUGCUAAUUUUUUCAAGAACUUGAAGUCAGUGCUAUCCAUAGAUAUCCCUUAA
Molecule: messenger RNA, 2955 nt
Organism: Penicillium malachiteum
Lineage: Eukaryota; Fungi; Ascomycota; Eurotiomycetes; Eurotiales; Aspergillaceae
Exons: 3
Coding region: 1-2955 (984 amino acids)
Biological process (GO): lipid metabolic process
Molecular function (GO): ADP binding; protein binding
Source: RefSeq, a predicted model, not a curated record